This is a messenger RNA of Lagopus muta (rock ptarmigan), 1358 nucleotides long. RefSeq names its product atonal bHLH transcription factor 1 (gene ATOH1). The record is from RefSeq and is a predicted model, not a curated record. Lineage: Eukaryota; Metazoa; Chordata; Aves; Galliformes; Phasianidae. The coding region runs from base 10 to 834 and encodes 274 amino acids. The transcript has a single exon. Gene Ontology annotation, molecular function: protein dimerization activity.
GGCCGAGCCAUGAGCCUGCCGCGGGCCGCCGCCGAGUGGGUCGAGGACGGGCGGGAGCCGGAGCCGCUGCUGGGGCCGGAGGCGGGCGGCUGCGGCUUUGCCCCUGGCUGGUUGGGCGUGUGCUGCGCCGCACGCGUGCCCGCCGCGUCGUCGCGCUACCUGCUGCCCGCCGACGAGGAGGACGAGGCGGCCGUGGCGGGGGGCGCGGCGCGGCGUACCGGCGGGAGCAGCCCAGGGGGAGCGCGGGGCGGCGGCGGGCGGCCGCGGGGCGGCGGCGGCGGCGGGGCCGGGCCGCGGGCGCAGGUGAGCGGCGUGCAGAAGCAACGGCGGCUGGCGGCCAACGCGCGGGAGCGGCGGCGAAUGCACGGGCUGAACCACGCCUUCGACCAGCUGCGCAAUGUCAUCCCCUCCUUCAACAACGACAAGAAGCUUUCCAAGUACGAGACGCUGCAGAUGGCGCAGAUCUACAUCAGCGCCCUCGCCGAGCUGCUGCACGGGCCCCCCGCGCCCCCCGAGCCGCCCGCCAAAGCCGAGCUCCGCGGGGCCCCCUUCGAGCCGCCCGCGCCGCCCCCUCCUCCGCCGCCCCGUGCCUCGCCCCCCGCGCCCGCCAGGACUCGCUUCUCCCCGGCGGCGGCCGCGGGCGGUUUCGCGGCGCAACUCGAGCCGCUGCGCUUCCCCUCUUUCCCUGCGCAAAAAGCGCCUUCUCCCGCUCUGCUCCUGGGGCCGCCCGCGCCGCAGCAGCCCGAGAGGAGCAAAGCGUCGCCGCGCUCUCACCGCAGCGACGGGGAGUUCUCGCCGCGCUCCCACUACAGUGACUCGGACGAGGCCAGCUAGGGGGCUGCGGGGCCGCGCCUCCCACCUGCCCGCUGCCUCCGGGGCCGCGUCGUUACGCCGCCGCGCAGUCGCUCCUCUCAGAGUUUCCGUUGCCCAGAAGUCGCUGCCGUCCCUUCCUGCCAACGCGGGGCGAGCAUCGCCGCGACGUCCGCCCCGUGCCGUCCCCGCAGAACGCACCCCGCAGACGGCGCUCCCUGCGAGAGCGCGGCGCAGAGCACUUUAUCAGCGGCGGAGACGGAGGCGCGGAGGAGAGCCGCCGACUGCCAAGAGAAGCCCCGCGCCGCGGUGGGCGCCGAUCCGGAGAAACGCGAACUCUUCGCUCGUGUCAAACUUUUAUGUUCGUUUUAUUUCGCUUUUGUGGUAAUAGGAAACUUAUUUAUUACGGAGUGUUUGCUACUAUUUCUGCUUUCUGGUUGUUUGUUUUUUGUUGUGUUUUUUUUUUUUUUUAAACAAAACUUUUCUACGACGAAAAUCGUUUAUUUGAAUUUUAGCCCAGCCAACUGCCACUGGUUUAUGUAUUUUUU